AUUUCAAUGUCUCGGAGGACAUGUGGAACUUCCUCUGUACUUGCCUGGUCUCCAUAUGGCUGCAGAGAUUUUACAUCUAUUCAGCUCUUGCUUUUGGGGUCAGCAUUUGGAUUGUGAUUCAGUUCACCACCUCCAAAGCCAAAAAGAAGGGCAAAAAAUCCAAUGGGAAUCCUGCUGCUGCUGAAGGGACAGGAGGCAAACUAGUAAAUGGACAUGCCACCCUGCAGGCAAAGGAGGUCUAUGUUGCUGGAGUGAAGAUUUUCUAUGGGUCUCAGACUGGCACAGCAAAGAGGUUUGCCCAAGUUCUGGCUGAAGCAGUUAUUUCCCUUAAUUUGCCCGUGGAAGUCGUUAGCAUGGGAGACUGUGAUCCAGAUGACUGUUUAUCAGAGGAGACAACCAGCAGGAAGAUCUGUGUGUUCCUGGUGGCUACAUACACGGAGGGGCAGCCCCCAGACAGUGCAGUGUGGUUCUGCCAGUGGCUGGAAGAGGCUGCAAAUGACUUUCGUUAUGGCAAAACGUACCUGAAAGGCCUGAGGUUUGCUGUGUUUGGCCUGGGAAACUCACUCUAUGCUGAUCAUUACAACACAGUGGGAAGGAACGUUGACAGGUGGCUGUGGAUGCUCAGUGCCAGGCGUGUCCUGACUCGUGCCCAGGGGGACUGCAACGUGGCCCGCAGCAAGCACGGCAGCAUCGAGGCCGACUUUGAAGCCUGGAAAGCCAAAUUCCUCAGUCGGCUCCAGGCCCUCUGCAGAGGGGAAAAGAAGCCCUGCAGUGGGAAGUGCAAGAAAGGGAAGUGCAAAUCUCCAGGGAGGCAGAGCAAGGAGAGCUCGGAUCACGAAUGUGGGGCGUCAGAAUAUGAGAAUGCUGAGGGAGAAGAGUUGUUUGAAACAAGCAGUGAGGAGGAGGCUGAUGCUGAGGAAGCUGGAGGCACAAAUUCUGUUGUUGAUGUUGAAGAUCUUGGUGCUAUCAUGAGUCACAUGAAGAAAUCAAAGGUACAGCAAGUAGAGAACUGUCAGGUCUUUGAGAAUGCUGCAAGGAAGGAGGAGGAGGAAAGGAGGGAGAUGAUAACCCCUGCUCUGAGAGAAGCACUCACAAAACAAG
Molecule: messenger RNA, 1101 nt
Organism: Merops nubicus (carmine bee-eater)
Lineage: Eukaryota; Metazoa; Chordata; Aves; Coraciiformes; Meropidae
Product: S-adenosyl-L-methionine-dependent tRNA 4-demethylwyosine synthase-like
Exons: 7
Biological process (GO): wybutosine biosynthetic process
Molecular function (GO): FMN binding; 4 iron, 4 sulfur cluster binding
Source: RefSeq, a predicted model, not a curated record